Durusdinium trenchii is the source of this 1606-nucleotide messenger RNA. NCBI's taxonomy places the organism in Eukaryota, Dinophyceae, Suessiales, Symbiodiniaceae. The record is from the annotation of a GenBank genome assembly.
GUUGGCAUACUUUGCGAAUCUUUGCGACCUCGACCUACCAGUCAAUCCUACUGCAGCCUCAUCACAUCUCCAAGUGUCACAAGAUAGUGGCAAUCAACGUCCGUGAUGAAAUGCGCCUUUUGCAAUGUGGGUACUCGUGGUGAUUUGCAGCCUUUGGUGGCCUUAGCCCUCGGCUUUCGUGCCAAAGGUUGGGAGGUGCUUCUGAUCUCCGAGGAGCGAGGAAGAGCCUUGGCCGAGGAGUUCGGCUUGGAGUUUCGCGCCGUGGCUGGGGAUUCAUGCGGCAUCGUUUUUGAGGAGGAGCACGCUGAGAUGUUAGCCAAGGGCAAGCUGAUGAAGAUGAUCCAGGAGUCCGAGCGCCGCAAAAAGACGUGGUACGACCAGACGUUGAAAGACUGGGUGGAAACGACACGCGAUGUGCACCUCCUUGUGUCCGGACCGCUCGCCUACACUGAAACCUAUUGUAUUGCAGAGAAGUUGGGUGUACCUUGGAUCCCAGUGCUCUAUGGGCCCUAUUACCCGACAAGGGACUUUCCCAACCCUUUCGUGAUGGAGUCGAACUGGUUUGGUUGGUUGAACCUUCUCUCCUUCAAUUUCCUUUACUGGGCGUUAUGGCAGCGGCAAGUUUCAGAAGUCAAUGCCUUCCGAGCCGACCUAGGACUGGAGCCGUUUCCCUCAUUCGCUCAUCGGAGGGGCCUCUUCAGCAUCAUCGAAGAGAAGGAACUACUUGUGAUUGGUGGUUUUCAUGAAGUUGUCAUCCCCACCCUGAAGGUUCCUGCAGAUUGGCCAUCACACUUCUUCUUCCCGAACUUCCUGUUUGUUCCCAGGACACCCAAAGAGUCCUUAGAUCCCAAGUUGCAGGAUUUCAUGAGGAAAUCUUCUGGAAAGUUGAUCUACCUGGGCCUUGGUUCCAUGCCAGCACCCCGACCGAACGAGCUGAUGGAGCUCGCAGAAAAGAUCGUGAACGCCCUGCAGGUGAAAGCAGUUCUGUGCGCAGGGUGGUCAAAUGUCAAGACCUCGGAGGAGGAGGAGGAGAUCUUGGUGGUCAAAUCAUGCCCCCAUGAUCUGCUUUUCCCAGCGUGCCAGGUCAUCCUGCAUCAUGCAGGGGCUGGUACCUGUGCAGCAGCACUACGUUCUGGUGUUCCAAGUGUUUGCCUUCCAGUGAUACUGGACCAGUUUCCCAAUGCUAAGCAAUUGGCCAUGCUUGGAGUGGCACCUCCAGCUAUUCCCUUCAAGGAUGUGCCAUCCUCACAUGAUGCAGUUCUUGAGGCUAUGAGACGUGCGCUGGAGUCUGCAGAGAUGAGGGACAAAGCUAAGGAGGUGGCACGAAAAUUAGACGAGAGCGACGGAGCUACGCAAUGUGUCGAGAAGAUUUUGCAGACCUACUUCUCAUGAGAUCUAUUGAAAGCUUUGUUCGCUUGCCGAUGAGGCAGCGACAGCGGACCUGCAGAAUCAUGCGGAAUCUGACAAGACUCGCCACAUCUCGCCACGAGUGCGAAGCACUGCGGCUCGAAAAGGGCAAUAUCGAUGUUGAGAUACAUGCAGUAGUCACGGGGUUGGCGAAGGGCAUGAUCGAAAGCUCAUCAAUUGGAGUGUUUUUGGGAUGUUU